Molecule: messenger RNA, 1797 nt
Organism: Culex pipiens pallens (northern house mosquito)
Lineage: Eukaryota; Metazoa; Arthropoda; Insecta; Diptera; Culicidae
Exons: 4
Coding region: 1-1797 (598 amino acids)
Source: RefSeq, a predicted model, not a curated record
AUGGUGCCAGCUGUACCGGUCGACAUCAACGAGUGGCUGAUUCCCGUCGGCAUCCAUCUGGCCGACACAGAAUUCAACAAGCCGGGACGCAUCGACAUGCUUUUGGGAGUAACCAUGUAUUUUUUCCGGUUGCUAAAAACGGGACAUCUACCGGAACUGCGCGAGACUCACCUCGGUUGGGUCAUCGUCGGAGAUGUUGGAGACACAGCACCAAGCCCGCAGUACACACACACUGCCACACUCGACGACAUCAACGAGGCGAUCCAGAGAUUCUGCCUCGCUCUUCGGCGCUUCCUGUCGCUGGAGCGGCGACUCGCCCGGGACCCUGACUUGAAGCUGCAAUACGGUGAGUUCAUUAGGGAAUAUGAGGAACUGGGGCACUGCAAGUCGGCUGACGAGGCCGACGAUUUACCAAACACGAGCCGCUACUACAUGCCCCAUCACGCGAUCCUACACCCCUCGAGCUCCACGAUCAAGUUGCGUGUCGUAUUUGACGCGUCUGCAAAGAUGUCUCCCACGAGCGUGUCCCUGAACGAAGCCCUUCAGGUCGGAGGCACUGUCCAGAGCGAUCUGUUCUCCAUCCUCCUUGCCUUCCGGAAGCACCCCGUCGCCUUCACUGCAGACCUCUCGAAAAUGUACCGCAAGAUUCGAGUGGCCCUGUCUGACACCCGCUUCCAGCGAAUCUUCUGGCGGGCCGAUCCGUCUGAGUUCAUCCGGGUCCUGGAACUCACUACGGUGACUUACGGUACGACGUCCGCUCCCUUUCUUGCGCGAUGUCUGGUCCAGCUCUGCGACGAUGAAGGUGAACAUUUUCCGCGAGCUGCCAAAAUCGUGCGCGAGGCCUGCUACGUUGAUGACAUCCUCUCUGGUGCGAGCUCUCCCGAUGAAGCAAUUGAUUGUCUGACGCAACUGCAAGGCAUGCUCGGUCGCGGUGGAUUUCCCAUCCACAAGUGGACAUCCAAUGAGCCAGUUGUGAUGGAACGCAUACCUGAGUGUGAUCGCGAGAAGCUGAUCGACCUGGACGGAUUGGUCGGCGGUGUGGUCAAGGCCCUGGGGCUCUAUUGGAGUCCAGGAGACGACGAGUUCCGUUUCACUGUUACCCAAGUUGUGCUUGCGUGGUUCAAGAAACCGCUGGACCUACUUCAAACGUUCGUGCGCAACCGCGUCGCGGAGAUCCGGAGAGAGACCGGUAGCUUCAUCUUCAAGUACAUUCGUUCCAAGGACAACCCGGCCGAUCUGAUCUCGCGCGGCAUGUUUCCUGCCGCCCUGAUGAAAUGCAGUAAGUGGUGGGAAGGUCCAGAGUUUUUGGAGUCCGUCGAGUAUGAGGAAGAGCCUAAAAUCGAGAUACCGGACAGGGAGUUGCCCGAGAUGCGUAAGGUGAAGUUGGUUACCCUGCUGGCCUGCAACACGACCGAGUUCCCGAUCUUCGAGAACUGCAGCUUAUUCCGGAAGCUGCAACGGAUAAUGGCGUACGUGCUGCGUUUCGUGACCAACUGCAGGUUCAAGAACUCCACGAAACGGACCCGUCUACGCCAAACCAUCCCUGAACUGCGGUCGUCCCUGAAGCUGAUCGUGAGGGUUGUACAGCACGACGUGCUGUCUCAAGAAAUCCAACAAGUGGCCGAGAACGACACGGCCGGGCGUCUCCAAGUGUUCGGAGCGGACUGUAUUUUCACUUCAUUUCUCGGCGGACUUGGGGAACCAGUUUUGGGAGGAUCGGAACGAUUAAUUUGUGUUUCCUUCCGACGAUCGCGACGACUUAGCUCUACGUCCGACCGGUUCGGCUGCUUGCGAUGA